This is a messenger RNA of Saccostrea echinata, 1787 nucleotides long. Its product is annotated as tripartite motif-containing protein 2-like. Gene Ontology annotation, molecular function: zinc ion binding; protein binding. Lineage: Eukaryota; Metazoa; Mollusca; Bivalvia; Ostreida; Ostreidae. The coding region runs from base 14 to 1726 and encodes 570 amino acids. The record is from RefSeq and is a predicted model, not a curated record. The transcript has a single exon.
UGUUGAACUUUUCAUGCUUCAGACACAAAAUCUAAUGAUGGACCCCCGUACCAGUGCCCAGGAUGUGAUGCGAUGUGACCUGUGUGAGACCGCUGUGGUACAGAUGCACUGUGAUACAUGUCUUAUCAACCUGUGUAAGGCCUGUGUGGGAGAACACAUCUCAAAAGGUGAAUCCAAUGUUCACAAAGUUGUCAAAUUUCAGGACAGGAAAUUGACUACCCUCUAUAUAGCAUGUACAACUCAUGAUAAAGAACGAUGUAAAAUGUACUGUAAACAAUGUGAUAUUCCUGUCUGCAUCAGCUGCAUUUCAUCUAAUCAACAUUUAGGUCAUGAAUUAUCUAAAAUCUUGCAAGUUCUGGAUGAAAAGAAAGACACAUUUACAAAAGAAAGAAAUGAAUUAAAUGAUACCGUUUAUCCAACCUACCAGGACAUUGCCUCUGAUGUACAAAACAGAAUAAGUCAGUUAGAAAAGGAAUAUGGAGAUCUCUCAACAGCCAUAUCAAAACAUGGAGAGGACUGGCACAGAGAAAUUGACAAACUUGUCAAGAAACUUAAAGCUGAAGUUGAUGAGAUGAAAAACACACAGUUACAAACUCUACAGAAACAUCUGGAUGAAAUAAACAAGACAAUGUCUGACAUCAAGGAUGAAAUCAAUUCAGUUGAAAUAGCUAUAGACACUAAUGACAUGUCAAAACUAUUUAGUGUCACAUCCAAUGUACACACAUACAGAAAUCUUCCACACAAAAUAAUGCCGACUUUACCCAAAUUCAUUCCAGGAAAAAUCCAAGGAGAAGAACUUAGUAAACUGUAUGGAGCCUUAUCAUCAAGUUCUCUAACAUCAGAUAAACAUGGCUACAGCAUGAAGACAACACAGAAAUCACCAGAAGCUGGAUCCUCUCCUCCAGUCAAACAGCUGCUUGAUCAACCAGAGACUGUCACCACCAUAGACAACACUGGGUAUGAAUACCUUUACAAUGUGGCCUGUCUGAGUGAUGAAGAAAUCUGGACAGGUGGGAAUGACAGCACCAUGAAACUCUUCAGCAUCAAUCGGGGAUCACUACUUAAGUCAAUCAGAACCAAGUCAGGGAAAAUACCGUCUAACAUAGCAGUGACAAAAAGUGGAGAUCUAGUUUAUACUGAUUACUGGCAUAGAACUGUGAACAUUGUGAAGAAUGAGAAGAUAGAGGAGGUGAUCAGACUACAGAACUGGAAACCUAAAGGUGUCUGUAGUACCUCCUCUGGUGAUCUCCUGGUUAUCAUGGACAGUAAAGAUAAAAAACAAACAAAAGUUGUCUGUUACUCUGGCUCCACAGAGAAAAAAACCAUUCAGUUUGAUGAUAAAGGUAAACCUCUCUAUUCAUUUGAUACUACAUGUACAUACAUAACUGAGAACAAGAACCGUGAUAUCUGUGUGUCUGACAAUGCAGUAGUGGUGGUUAAUCAGGCCGGGAAACUGAGAUUCAGGUACACUGGACAUACUCCUGCUCCAAAGAAUGAACCAUUCAAUCCACGAGGAAUCACGACAGACAGUCAGAGUCACAUCCUUAGAGCUGAUUGUAACAAUCACUGUGUCCACAUCAUAGACCAGGAUGGACAGUUCCUCUGUUACAUAGACUGUGGACUGAGUGUACCCUGGGGACUGUGUGCAGAUGCAAAUGACAAUCUGUUUAUUGCUCAGUGUCAUUGGUUAAAAAGACAAGUGAAGAAAAUCAGAUAUCUGCAGUGAUAUGCAUUAAUGUGUUGUAUUCUAUAUAGGUAAUUCAAUAAAAGAGGAAUGCAAUAUUACU